CUGGCCUGGGAGAGACGCCGACACAGCAGCUGCAGAGGCUGUACUGCCCCCCACACACACACACCGCACAGCACCUCCGUGAAGUCUAGAGUGGGCAGAGGGGAAGGAUGGGCACUCUGGUCAUCCUAUUCCUGCCCUACAACCCCUCAAAUGGCAAGGCUGCUGCACCCGUCUGGCCCUACAAACACUCCCUCUCUCUCUUCCACAGGCGGCUCUUGAUCCUCCUUCUGGUGACCGUGGUCUGCAGGGUGGAGGGCUCCGUCUACCUCCCUCAGAAGCUCUACGGAGAGGUGACCUCCCCUCUGUAUCCCAAGCCUUACCCCAACGACUUUGAGACGACCACCGUGAUCACAGUCCCCGAGGGGUACAGGGUGAAACUCGUCUUCUGGCAGUUUGACGUGGAGCCUUCCGAGGGCUGUUUCUAUGACUAUGUCAAGAUUUCUGCUGAUAAGAAAACGCUAGGAAGGUUCUGUGGGCAGCUGGAGUCUCCGGGCCUGGGCAACCCCCCGGGAGAGAAGGAGUUCGUGUCUGAGGGGAACAAGAUGCUGCUGACCUUCCACACAGACUUCUCCAAUGAAGAGAAGGGAAACGUCAUGUUCUACAAGGGCUUCCUGGCCUACUACCAGGCUGUAGACCUUGAUGAGUGCGCCCCCCAGCCCAACUCAGUGGAAGAGGAUCCCCAGCCCCGAUGCCAGCACCUGUGUCACAACUACGUGGGGGGCUACUUCUGUUCCUGCCGCCCAGGCUACGAGCUUCAGAAAGACGGACUCUCCUGCCAGGCUGAGUGCAGCAGCGAGCUGUACACGGAGCCUUCAGGCUACGUCUCUAGCCUAGAGUAUCCUCAGCCCUACCCGCCGGAUCUGCGCUGCAACUACAGCAUCCGGGUGGAGCGGGGCCUCACCCUGCACCUCAAGUUCCUGGAUCCUUUCGAAAUCGACGACCACCAGCAAGUACACUGCCCCUACGACCAGCUCCAGAUCUAUGCUAAUGGGAAGAACUUGGGUGAAUUCUGUGGGACGCAAAGACCUCCAGACCUGGACACCAGCGGCAAUGCAGUCGAUCUGCUGUUUUUCACGGAUGAAUCAGGGGACAGCCGAGGCUGGAAACUACACUACACCACUGAAAUCAUCAAGUGCCCGCAACCCAAGACCCUAGAUGAGUUCACCAUCAUCCAGGAUCUGCAGCCCCAGUACCAGUUCCGGGACUACUUCAUUGUCACCUGCAAGCAAGGUUACCAGCUCAUGGAGGGAAACCAGGCGCUGCUGUCCUUUACAGCCGUUUGCCAGGAUGACGGCACGUGGCAUCGCGCCAUGCCCAGGUGCAAGAUCAAGGACUGUGGGCAGCCCCGAAACCUGGCUAACGGGGACUUCCGCUACGUCACCGCAAAAGGCGUGAACACCUACGAAGCCAGAGUGCAGUAUUACUGCCAUGAGCCAUACUACAAGAUGAAGACCAGAGCUGUCAGUAGCGAGUCCGUGCGAGGCGUGUACACCUGCACAGCCCAGGGCAUUUGGAAGAAUGAAGAGGAAGGAGAAAAGAUACCCCGAUGUCUGCCAGUGUGUGGGAAGCCUGUCCACCCUGUGACACAGAGGCAGCGCAUCAUCGGAGGACAGAAAGCUGCUGCGGGCAACUUCCCCUGGCAGGCGUUCACCAAUAUCCACGGGCGAGGGGGCGGGGCCCUGCUCGGAGACCGCUGGAUCCUCACCGCAGCCCACACCAUCUACCCCAAGGGUCAGCAAAGAGAAAACGGCAGUAGAGAUGUUUUCCUGGGCCACACAGAUGUGUACGAGAUCCAAAGACUGGGACAUCACCCAGUCCGUAGGGUCAUCAUCCACCCAGACUACCGCCAAGAUGAACCUCACAAUUUUGAAGGCGACAUUGCCCUGCUAGAGCUGGAAAACAGCGUCACGCUGGGCCCCAACCUCCUCCCCAUCUGUCUCCCAGACAAUGAGACCUUCUAUGACCAAGGCCUCAUGGGUUAUGUCAGCGGCUUCGGGAUAACGGAAGAUAAGAUAGCUUUUAACCUCAGGUUUGUCCGUCUGCCUGUGGCUAAUCGGGAGGCGUGCCAGAGUUGGCUCCGAGGGAAAAAGAGUAAGGACGUAUUUUCUCAAAAUAUGUUCUGUUCCGGGGACCCAACCAUAAAGCAGGAUGCGUGCCAGGGAGACAGUGGGAGUGUUUUUGCCGUGAGGGACCGCAACCGUGAUAUCUGGGUGGCCACGGGCAUUGUGUCCUGGGGCCUUGGGUGUGGCGAGGGUUACGGCUUCUAUACCAAGUUACUCAGUUACGUUGACUGGAUCAAGAAAGAGAUGGGAGAGGAAAACUGAACCCAGGGUUCACCAGCUCAGAACCCAGUGCGUAUUGUAUUAAAAAAAAAAAGAAAAGAAAAGAAAAAAAAAGAAAAAAAAAGUUACCUAACCAAUUGUUGAUAACCACGAUGAUGCCCAUAUUAAAAUCACAGAUUCAGACAGUGUGUACAAUAAGCUUUUCUACAGUCCCAUCAACAUUCUGGUGUUCUGUUUUGUUUUUUUUGUUUUGUUUUGUUUUCAACAUAGUUUGACUAUGUAGCUCAGGCUGGCCUAAAAUUUACAAUCCUCCUGCCUGCGACUCAGGGUUAAAGCUAACGAUGUUGGUCUGACGAGAUGGCUCCCCAGUUAAGAGUAUGGACUGUUCUUGCAGAAAACAGUUUGAUUUCCGGCACCCAUGUCACAUGGCUCACAACUGCCUCUAACUCCAGCUUCGGCCUUUUCAGACAUCUGCAUAUACCCACACACGUAUACCUAAUUAUUAUUACUUAAUGUGCAUGUAUGUCUCUGUACCAUGUUCAUGCGGUUCAUGCCCACCCACCAAGAACCAGAAGAGGGCACUAGAUCCCGUGAGACUGGAGUUACCCAUGAUUGUGAGCUGCCGUGUAGGUGCUCAGAACCAGCCCUGGUCCUCUGCAAGAGGGGCCAGGGCUCGUAACCGCUGAGCCGCCUCUGCAGCCCAGCCUUCCCUCUUGUUAAGGUAAUUGUUUCGUGUAUUUUGUUACAGUAAUGGAAAGCUCACUACUAUUUUCUUCUGACAAAAGACAACUGAUGAGUCACCAGGUGCUGUGCAUGCCUGUAACGCCAGCAUCCAGAAAGAGGAGGCAGGAAGAGCACAAAUUCUCAGUCAUUCCUGGCUAGACAGUUAGGGCAAGGCCAGCCUAAACCACAUGAAACCUAUUUCAAGGAGUGGGGGGAGGAGAGGAAAGUAAGUUCUAAAGGCAGGCUCUUUGAAACUCAGGAAAAAAAAAAAAAAAAACAGGUAGUGGUGGCACACACCUUUUAAUCCCAGCACUCAGGAGGCAGAGGCAGGUGGAUCUCUUGAGUUUGAGGCCAGCCUGGUCUACAGAGUAAGCUUCAAGAUACCAAGGAUACACAGAGAAACUGGCUCUCAAAAAACAAACAAACAAAAACCAAACAAGCAAACAAAAACAACAAUAACAACAAAAAAGAAAUCACUUAGGAAAUAACUCAAAAAACCUCAGGAAGUCCCUGAAAUUGACCAGAUGAAGCAGGCUUCUCUCCUGAGGCCAUGCAGACCAGCCAAGCUGCUUAGAAGAGGCUCAGCUGAGCAGGCCUGCCUGCACGUCCUGCAGUGAGUCCCAGGGCUCCAGCUGUCAUGAGCUGUCACUCAUGCUGGAGUAGACUUCCAGCAGCGCAGCUGCUUCUGAGUCACUCUUGCUCAAGUGCGCAACCCCCGACCCAUACUCCUAUUAGUAACCCCACUAAACGCAUUAGUUCACCAAGUAAACUUUGAUGAUAGCCGACUUUGGUCUGCCGUUAACUCCCAACCAGGGAGAAUAAAUGUUGGUACCCUCCCAGCUAUAAUAUCUAUCACAUGGGUGGUGUACUUCCCACUUUGAAGGGCCCCAGACCUCGUACCUAAGAACAAGCAGUACAAAGAGAUCUGGAGAGAUGGCUCAGCAGUUAUGAGCACGUGAUGCUCUUGCCUAGGACCUGGGUUCAGUUCUCGGCGCUCAUAGUGUGGCUCACAACCAUCUGUAACUCCAAUUCCAGAGGAUCCGAUGCCCUCUUCCUGCCUCCGUCGGUACCAGGCAUGCAUGUGGUGCACAGACAUACACUCAAAUACACACACACAUAAAACAAAAAUAAAUAAAUUGUUAUUUGAAAAAGGACAAUA
Molecule: messenger RNA, 4164 nt
Organism: Meriones unguiculatus (Mongolian gerbil)
Lineage: Eukaryota; Metazoa; Chordata; Mammalia; Rodentia; Muridae
Gene: C1r
Product: complement C1r
Exons: 10
Coding region: 108-2324 (738 amino acids)
Biological process (GO): complement activation; zymogen activation
Cellular component (GO): extracellular region; blood microparticle
Molecular function (GO): calcium ion binding; serine-type endopeptidase activity
Source: RefSeq, a predicted model, not a curated record